Messenger RNA from Penicillium arizonense, 2046 nucleotides. RefSeq lists its product as uncharacterized. NCBI's taxonomy places the organism in Eukaryota, Fungi, Ascomycota, Eurotiomycetes, Eurotiales, Aspergillaceae. Bases 1 to 2046 code for a protein of 681 amino acids. The record is from RefSeq and is a predicted model, not a curated record. The transcript is spliced from 6 exons.
AUGCGGCCCAUCACUGAUUUUUUCAACAAGCCGUCGUUCUCGCGGGCAAACCAUAAUCGCACAUCAGAAAGCAAGAAAGGCUCCAAUAAACUCGCACCCGAGUCUUCACCCCUCACUGAGCCCUCGUCGUCCAUAAUAAGUAAUCUUUCUCCGGAAUCAGAACAUGAGGCCGAGGCUCAGUUGAAUCGCACGCUGUAUCUUUCAGCCCAGGAGAGCUUCUCGCAACCACCCACGUGGCAAAGUUUCCAAAGUACCGAGUCUGCGACAGUCUCAUCUCUCAAUGAAAGUUUUGGCGGGUCUCAGCGCAUUGUCAAAGACGGCAAAGAGGUAGUCAUCAGUUCCGACGGAGAAGACACGGAUUCGAUCUGUUCAUUGGAUGAUCCAGCCAGUCUCUUUGCCCCGAUAUCCAAGAAGCCCGAGUCUGUCUCGGGCACAGUGGGAAUGAAAACGGGGCUCAAAAAGACAUCGCCUAAAAAGUACAAGCACACAAUCGACUCUCUCGUCUACGACGCAGUGGAUGAUAACGAGAUUGAAGCCAACGUUGCUCGGUUAAAAGCCAAGUUUACGCAGAACUCACCAGAUGGCAAUGAUAGCACGUCCGGCGUUAAGAGAGGUUUGAAUGAAGGCGUCUUGACUUCGGCCCUGGGUGACGACAGUGAUAGUGGUAUUGGAUUACAGCGCCUGCUGGAUGCUGUUAGGAGAACCGAAGCCCUGGACCACGACCGAGCCUGGCGAUUUUUCGAUGUGACACAAAAGUUGCCGUCGGCUCCAGAAUUUCCACAGCAUCUAUUCACGGGUGGAACAUAUCUGGAUGACUUUCUUGCAGAUCCUGAAGCUCGCGAGCGUCUAUUCAUGUCAGGGGAAUUUAUCCAGAUGGCUUUGUGCAAGGGGCUCUUGCCGGACAAGUUAAUCGUGUGGAUUUUUCGUUCCAUUCCCUACGAACGUCGAAGCGAAAUGAGCAACGCUUAUUACCGAAUUCUCAAGGGCGUUGAUGUGAACCAUCUCAGAUCACUUAUCCGUCCAGCUGAUAUCGAUGACCUUUUUACGCGAUUAGGGGCCAGGUCCCAGUCAUUGGAUCCUUCCAUGGCGAUUACGCCUAUACCGCUACAAGAAAUCACCGCAGACUCCGGGCUGAAGGACGGCUUCGUUCUCAUUUCAAUCCUCAAGUUGUUCCGAGAAAUUGCCGACUUACUUGCAGAAGAUACCCAAGAGCGAGUCGUGCUCCUUCUACUGCGGCUUACGCUUGACUUGUCUUUAACAGCAGACUUUAUGAUAUCCUCGGAGCUCCAGUGGACCAUCAAUGCCGUGCUCGACCCGGAUUCCUUUACUGAUAUAAAUGGGGAAGACUUGUUGUCUCGAGUUUCCCAAACUUUCUACCAUACAGUCACAGAUGUCUGCAUACAGAGCCGAGUCGUUCACCACAUACUACCAACGUCUCCAUGGUUUGCUCUGUUGCGAUGUCGCCUCGCUAUUUCAUUUUUACUGAAAAGCCCCAGCCCGCUGACUGAGCCCCCUGAAGAUGUGCUUGAUCUCAAACGCAUCACGAUGGUCCUACUUCGCGAUGAGCGGUUCCAUGUAAAACUGUUCAAAGGGAAAGGCGACUAUGAUUACGGAGAGUUGAUUGCCAUCACCGCUCUCCUCAACGUCGCAAUCGAUUCAUCCGUGUUGGAUUUGAGAUACAGAGUGACUCAAACUGAAAAGGACUAUAAUGCUGCCAUCGACAAGCUGGCAGCUCAGAUCAAGUUGAUCUUUAGUUCCAUCGAGGAUUCAGGUGCCUCGCAUCUCAAACGGAUGUUAGCCAAAGAAGCUCUAGAGGCCUUGCACUACCGGAUUGUCUAUUCGGUCCGGUCAAAGCCACCGCCGAAGAAAACACUGUUCAAGUCAUACGCCACAGAGAGAGAUGGUAACAUUCGGAGCUUGUUCGGCAGCCCAUCCAUUAAUACUGGGAGGAGCAUGGAGAUCACACAAACGGAGUCAUCAGCGCUAGUCGGUCAGGUUCUAGGGGAGACAGAAAUCCCCAUCCGCAAGCAUGACCAAAUCUCGUGA